This is a messenger RNA of Prunus persica (peach), 3100 nucleotides long. RefSeq names its product pentatricopeptide repeat-containing protein At4g25270, chloroplastic. The transcript has a single exon. Gene Ontology annotation, biological process: RNA modification. The coding region runs from base 1158 to 2756 and encodes 532 amino acids. The record is from RefSeq and is a predicted model, not a curated record. NCBI's taxonomy places the organism in Eukaryota, Viridiplantae, Streptophyta, Magnoliopsida, Rosales, Rosaceae. Gene Ontology annotation, molecular function: RNA binding; protein binding.
UCAUAAGAAUUGACUUAACUUUAAUUUCGAUUCUGUUCAAACCAAAAUCACUAUACGAAGGUCUUGUGAAUAGAUAUAGGUGAGAAAUCAUUUUUUUCCCCUUGCAAAUCACAUGCUACUGUAUACAAAUGCAAUGUUGAUAGUGAAAUAUGUGUACAGUGUUGCUAACUACUUACAACCAAACGAUCCGCACUUUUUUUUUUGCAGCUUUAGAAAAUCUGAACCCCUGAGUGUGAAGACCUACCAAACAGAAAGUAAUAAUAAUAAUAAUAAAACCUAGAAAAGGGAACCAUAACUUGUUUUUGUAUUCUAAACCUUACGAAAUCAUUACCUAAAUUAGUGAUGUAAUGCAUGAGUUUAUCUGCUGUCAUUAAGCUAUUACCAAUCAUAAUCAAUUAAACUGCCAAAAACAAAAAAAAAACAAAAAAAACAAAAUUGGAGUUGCAACGUUUCUCCAUUAAUUCAACGUGUGUUGUAAAUUUUCAAAGGUGUUGGUUGGUCUGGUAGAGUUGUUUGCUGCUCAUAACCAAUCAACUAUUUUGUAUUAGUCAUAAUAAACUUUGAGUGUUGAGGCAGCAAAGCAAAGCAACAUCCCUUUCGACCACGAAACGAAAUCCAAUUUUAAAGGAGAUCAAUAAACCAUCUUUAAUUUUGAGUUUUUUUUUUUUACCGUUUUCUUUGAUUCAGAGUAGAGUUUGGGUUUGAUUGAUGGUGUAAUGCAUAGGUCAAUUGCUACGUGAGUUCUGCUGAUUAAUUAGAUGAUAAGCGAAGAUGAAUGCAGAGACUGCUUUGUACAUUGUAAUGAUGAUGUAAGAUACAUAACUUUGGGCUUUAUUGUUAAUUCUCAAGCUAAAUGAGGCCCAUCCCAUUACUGUUAAUUCUAAAGCUAAUCUUAUAUUUAAAGGAUGAAAUCUUCAACUGAGAUUCCAUUACGUAAAAUAUACCCAUGUGUAGAAAAAUAUUGUCACUUUGUUCUAUCGAGAGAGCUAAAUCCUAAAGGGUUCAUUUCAAUAUGCACAGAAAAAAUGAAAAAGGAAGAAGAAGGAAGAUCAUCAUUUUAUUUGAAUCAAGUUCAAGAUCUGCAAUUGGGCUAGUUUUCAUAGGCCCAUUCCCAUACUAGCAAGCAACUCAUAAAAAUUUGUUUUCAGUUUCUUUCCAUGACCAUCAUCUGGUUUGGUCCAACAAUCCUUUCACAAAUGGUGACCACUUUACAACCGCUAAGUUUCCACACCGCAAAACUGAGCAUCUGCUCUUCCAAGAGCAAGAAAAACAAGAAGCAAAAACAAGUUAGCCAAAAUCAAAGCAACAACUCCCUCUCUUUCCCGAAAACAAUCCCAACCCCCCUCAUUAUCUGCCAUAAACCCCAUUCCCAGACCAAGCUCCAAGCCCUCGACGCCGUCGUCAAUGACCUUGAAGCAGCCAUUGGUAAAGGCAUAAACGUCGAUACCGAAACUUUUGCUUCCCUGUUAGAAACAUGCUAUCAAUUUCAAGCCAUGGACUACGGUCUCCGAGUUCACCGUCUUAUCCCAAGAAGCGUUUUACGUAGAAAUGUAGGCAUCUCGUCCAAGCUUCUUCGGCUCUAUGCUUCGCAUGGCUAUAUCGAGGAGGCUCACCAGGUGUUUGAUGAAAUGCCUAAGAGGGACGUGUCUGCUUUCGCCUGGAAUUCACUUAUCUCGGGGUAUGCAGAACUGGGUUUGUAUGAGGAUGCUAUGGCGCUAUACUUCCAAAUGGAGGAAGAGGGAGUUGAACCAGACCGGUUCACGUUCCCUCGUGUUUUGAAAGCUUGUGGGGGAAUAGGGUUCAUUCAAAUAGGUGAGGCUGUGCAUCGCCAUAUAGUGCGAUUGGGUUUAUUGAAUGAUAGGUUUGUGCUGAAUGCAUUGGUGGACAUGUAUGCCAAAUGUGGUGACAUUGUGAAGGCUCGGAAAGUGUUUGAUAAGAUUACUAGUCGAGACCACGUCUCUUGGAACACCAUGCUCACGAGUUAUAUGCGUCAUGGGCUUCUGUCGCAGGCUUUGGACAUCUUUCAUGAAAUGCUUCAUGAAGGGCACCAGGCAGACUCUGUUGCCAUAUCCACUAUCCUCGGAGCUGCAGAGUCAUCAUUGGAGAUUGUAAUUCAAAUCCAUGGAUGGGUAAUUCGGCAAGGAGUUGAGUGGAACUUGUCUAUUGCCAAUGCCUUGAUUGCAGCGUAUUCGAAUCAUCGCAAGUUGAAUCGAGCAAGGUGGUUGUUUUGUCAUAUGUCUGAGAGGGAUGUCAUAACAUGGAAUACUAUGAUUUCAGCUCAUUCUAAAAGCCCGGAAGCCUUGCUGUUUUUUGAGCAGAUGGAGAGUUCUGGUGCCUUGCCAGACAGUAUCACAUUCGUGUCAAUAUUAUCGACUUGUGCCCAUUUAGGUUUGGUGAAGGAUGGUGAGAGGUUAUAUUCUGUCAUGAAAAAUAGAUAUAGAAUUAGCCCAAUUAUGGAGCAUUAUGCUUGUAUGGUGAAUCUUUACGGAAGGGCAGGUCGAAUCAGAGAAGCUUAUGGUAUCAUAGUGGAUGGAAUGGAGUUCGAGGCUGGUCCAACUGUGUGGGGUGCAUUACUGUAUGCUUGCUACCUUCAUGGCAAUGUAGAUAUUGGAGAGGUUGCAGCUGAAAGGCUUUUUGAGCUGGAGCCUGAUAAUGAAUACAAUUUUGAGCUUUUAAUUAAGAUUUAUGGCAAUGUGGGUAGAUUGGAAGAUGUGGAGAGAGUGAGAUUGAUGAUGGUGGAGAGAGGAUUGGACUAAUAGUCCCAUCUCUGUAGUGUUGAGGUUUAAUUCCACAAAAUUAAAAUCUCCUGGUUGGCUUGCCCCUAGCUCUAGCUGGCCUUGGGUCCUUCCUUCGUGGCUCAACAUGGAUCCUAAAUGGCCUUGGGUCCUCCCUGCAGACAAGUGAAUGUGGCUGCUCGUGGCUGCAAAACCCCACCUCACCUGUUCAUCUCUUUCGUGCCUUCGUUAUGACAGAGAAGACACAUGAAUUUAUCUGCAAAAAGGCUUCAGAGGAAAUGUGAUUAAAAAUUUUGUUCAGUAGAUAAAAUGUAUAACUUGUAAAUUUCCAACAUAAGAAAAAAUAAAAUAAUUCAUUUUUCUUA